AUGGCUACACCCACCAAAUCGCAGACCGCUUCAACUCCCAAACCUCAUCUAUCUACUCCAAACAGACUGAUGGCCUCUCCUCGACCCGGAACCUCGAGUAAUGCUAACCGCCCACUUGCCCACAAGUCUCCCGCUGUCAAAACUCCAGCUUCAGUUCACGGACAUGCCCAUCAUGUCAGUGUUUCCUCCCAACCAUCCUCUACGCCUUUGGCUGCCACCGCCAUCCACGACGACCUCCUUGCCCUUAAUUCUCCUGCUACAGCACUUAUCGCCUCGUUGGGACCGACAGGAUUGACACCCUUGGGUAGUGGUGGAGACGGGUUGGGCAUUACAACCAACCUGCCAGGAACCUCAAUUAGAGCUCCCGCUGCUCCUGUCAAUCCAGAUGCCGAAAGAUUACAUCGAGCUCAAUUUGUAGCGGACACACUCAAGACUCGGGUGGCCGGUCGUGGCAUCACACGUGAAGGAGUGGAAAGAAUAGCCCAGCUGCAAGGUUUCACCACCCUGUGGGAUGAGGGAAAUCUUACGAUCGCUGGCAACGCGGUCGACCUCGAGAUCAAUUUUGACGCCGACAACCGAGAUUACGUUAAAGAUGUCGGUCUCAAACUCAACACCCCUGGUAGCGAGGAGCACAGUGAAGAACCUCAACUACAAGAGGAAGGGACAGGGAUUCUCCGAGACAAUUUACGACCUUGGAGUGUUCUAGAUGGUACUUCACAAUGGACCAGUCUCGACACCUUUGAAUCCAACUUACAGUACCUCAGUCGGUUAGAUCACAUUGAAGGCGGGGCACCCUGUUUUGAAGCUGUUCGGGACCUAUACAAUGCUUUCCAGAAGAUCUGGAAUGCUGAGAAGGAGAGAUGGAAGAACCGACCCGUUCGACACCAUAUCAGGAACGGUGCCAUAGGCAGACCUUCAAUCGACCGAAAGCCCCGAUUAGGAUUGUCUUUGGACUACUGGGUCGGCAAACAAGAUGUCGAACAGAGAUCCGAGAGCGACACGGACGACACGAUGGACGAUUCUACCGACGUCUACGCCGCGAGGAUCUCUUGCGCGCCAGGAGCACCCUCAACAGUCCUGGCCAGACAAUGGGUAUCAGAGCAGGUCUUGAUGGCGGAAGCGCCGGCAACACUAGGCCCUGAAACUGAGCAACUCAAGCCAGACUGGCAAGACCCUGCUCAUGAUGCCGGGAACUCAGAUCGGGUCAUGAAGGGUGGAUUGGAGAUGCACUUCGAAUGUUCUCUGCGGCCAGAAGUCUAUCUCCCGCUCAACAUUGUAGCAUCCCUUAAUGUGGACUUUGCAAUGCUGGAGAUGGAUCAAGAAAUGGCCGUGACCUAUCAAAUGGCACUGCAACCACACCUGAACGUGACGAAUGUUGGUGGUGCCAAAACCAGCCGUGAGGAGAGAUGGCCGAGGUCGCUACCCACCACUACUGAUGUGGGAGACCCGCCGCGAUUUCGACAGCAUUCCUACGCCCUUCAUUCUGCUCAGCAUGCAGCCCCUCUUUGGUGUUACCCAGUCAAGCAGCUGAAAUUUACCCAUCCCAAGCAACUAGCAGCCAUGUUGCCGGUCCUCCGACAAUACGCCCUGGUCUGGCGUAUUUUGCGGAGUCUGGUGGACUAUGGGAUCGUGGAUCAAUGGAACGCGUCCACGACCUUCAAUGUGGACAAGACGAGAGCAUCCGACACCGUGGAUCGCCCCUUGAAACGUAGCAACAUGAAGCCUCUCGGCACUCAACUUGAGACUUUCUUGAAAGCGAACGGCUCGCUACCAGGUGACGAGGUUUUGCCGGUCGAUUUGAGUCUGGAUGUAAUUUCUGAUAUUUCCAAGGCCAGACUUGAUGUCUUUGUACCAUUACGAGGGUCGCUCGCAAGAGGAAUGCAAAGCCCUUUCAUUUUCUUGUCCUUGAACAUCUGUCAGGGAGGCCAAGUCGAAAUUAGGGAUUUGCGUGGUGUCCAAGCUGAUGGCGCUGACGAUUUGAAUCUACGGGCCAAGUUGGUGCGGAUUUUGACCACGACCGAAGACGUUGGUCUCACGGUGGAAUGGCUUCUAGAACAAGCUCGUGCGCGAAUUCAAUGA
This is a messenger RNA of Rhinocladiella mackenziei CBS 650.93, 2079 nucleotides long. RefSeq lists its product as uncharacterized. The record is from RefSeq and is a predicted model, not a curated record. NCBI's taxonomy places the organism in Eukaryota, Fungi, Ascomycota, Eurotiomycetes, Chaetothyriales, Herpotrichiellaceae. Bases 1 to 2079 code for a protein of 692 amino acids. Gene Ontology annotation, molecular function: transcription coregulator activity. Gene Ontology annotation, cellular component: mediator complex. The transcript has a single exon. Gene Ontology annotation, biological process: regulation of transcription by RNA polymerase II.